AUAAUGAACUGUUCGAACUGUACUUUUGACCUCCGUUUUACCGCUUUCAUCACCCUUUCUUUGUGUUUCUGCUUCGUCCGAAAUCCGUCCGAUGCGUGCGUCAGCUUUUUAACUCUAGAAGAAGAAACGCCACACAAAAGCAGAAAUUUCAUUUUAAUAAGGACGAAAACUAUUGGAAGUAUUGAUUUAUGUUGACUGACAAUUGAAUGAAAACGAGCACUUACGAGGUAGAAAGAAACGCCAUCAGAGCAGCUGCGGCUAAAAAUACAAGUUCGUAAAGCCGCCAUGUUGUGACGUCAUUACCUUCAUGCCGAUAACCAGUUUGGAGCAAGAAAUGUGCUGAUUUUGAUGUCUUUUUGAAACUGUGUGUCAAAUAUCUAAUAAAAAAAAGUAUUUGAAAACAAUUUUUAUUCAAUUAAAAAAAAAAAAUAAAUAAAUAAAGAAAAACAUUGUAUCAUAAUUAUAUUAAGAAAUUAAAAAAAUACAGGAUGGAAUUCAAGAAAUGUUUGAGUUUGAGUCCGCACCAAUUCAAGCUUUGAAGAUGUUCCUACUACUACUACACAUAGAACAGUAAAAAAAAGACUUAAAUACAUUCCAUUGUUGAAACAGCAGUAUUUUUCCUGGCACAUCUGGUAGAACAGUAGCCACCAUGUCUGUGCACUACAAGUUCAAGAGUAUGAUUGAUUAUGAAACUAUCAGUUUCCAAGGCUUAAAUAUUUCCCUUGGAGAUUUGAAGAAGAAUAUCAUGGAAGCCAAGAGAAUAUCGCCCGUGGAUUAUGAUCUGAAGAUAACCAACGCCCAAACCAGUGAAGAAUACUCUGAAGAUGAAAGCCUGAUUCCGAAGAAUGCGUCCGUGGUUGUGGUACGAGUACCAAUAGGAGGGAUCAGAGAGAACAUCAUGGGUGAAGAAACUACUCGCGAACAAGAUGAACAUCAACUAGCCGUAGAACGGUUAAGUAAGGUAGCUGAUCUGGCAGCCGCUGAUGCGUCAGAAGCAGCCAAGAUAGAUGCGGCAGUAUAUCAGUCUGGCCUGGAGUAUGAUCCUUCUAACUAUCAUCGUCAUGCACGUACUCGUCCUGUGUGCUUUAACUGUAACAAACCCGGACACAUGGUUAGAAAUUGUCCGAAAAACAAUGAUCAGCAAAAAAUUAAUGCAUUUCAACCAAAAGAUAUGAAAGGAAUUCCGAUCAGCUUUGUAAGGCCAGCGGAUGAAAACGCAAAAGGCGCUAAAAUGCUACCCUCUGGAGAAUUUGUUGUGCCAAGGAUUGAGCAGGCUGCAUAUUCCAUACAGAAGAAAGAUCGUCCACCAGCCUUCAACAAUUCACAGAACCAUGAACCUCUUGAUAUUGAGCCUGACAUUCCAGCGGAGUUCCUCUGCCCAAUUUGCAAAGAACUCCUGAAAGAUGCUGUGGUUAUACCUUGCUGUGGACAGAGCUUCUGUGAUGAAUGUAUUCGAGAGGUUUUGCUGUCUACAGAUGAACACCAGUGUCCUGAUUGUAAGGAAGUUGAUGUCUCUCCUGACUCCCUAAGCAUAAAUAAACAACUUAGACAGACAAUAGCUAAGUUUAGAAAUGAUACUGGAUACUCCCAAGCAGUUCAGCUGGCACGGCAAAAACUUCUUCAGCAGCAGAGUGCUCUAAAGGCUCAGCCAAAAGUUGCAACUAAGCCACCGGUCAGCAGUCAACCGCCCAAUCAAAAUAGUGCUCCAGGCCGCUCUAUUCAGACUCUUGCGAAACAACCUGAUGGUCAGCAAAGGAACAGAUACGAUGAACAUCAGGAAAGGCGUGGUCCACAAAAUCAUAGUCGUAUGCACAACAGACACAAUGAAAGAUAUAAUGACAAUGAGUACGAUGAUGAAGACUAUUAUGAUGAUGAGCCACACAAUAGAGGACCACCUCAUUAUGACCACCAUAACAGAAGAGGAUAUCAAGAGCACCAUCGCCGUCAGGAACACAGGGGUCCACAUGAUCAUGGAGGUCCACAUAAUUAUGGAGGUCCACAUGAUUAUGGAGGUCCACAUGAUCAUGGCGGUCCACAUGAUCAUGGAGGUCCACAUGAUCAUAUGGGUCCACCUGAUCACAGAAGACCACCUAAUCAUAUGGGAUUGCCAGAUCAUAUGCGACCACCUGAUCAUCAUGGUCCACCUGUUUAUAGAGGUCCCCCCGGCAGUGGGCCACCAAAUAAUAGAGAGCAUGGUGGACAUCCUGAAUACAGACCUCCACAUAGAGAUCAAAAUAAUUUCGGACCACCUACUAAUAGAGGACCACCUCCUGGCCAUCAUGCACCACCUCAACAUCCCCCUCAUCAUGGCCCUCCAGCAACAGUACCUAGUUCUCAAUAUGUUUCAGGGCCGCCUCCUUCACAAGGUCCAGGUCCGCCACCACAGUUUACAAGCCCUCCAAUAUCUGCCCCACAUCCUGCUAUUCAGCUACAUCCUCAAAGGUUGCCAGUACCUCCAGGAAACCAGCCCCCAGGCAAAUCUCCACCUCUGUUACCUCCUGGGACAGGUCCCCCACCACCAGUAGGACCUCCAGGUCACAGAGCACCUGGUCCUCGUGAUCAUGCACCAAGACCACCUCAGAAUAGACUACCACCACCUAUUCCACCUGGCGUACCUGUGUUUGCCCCAAAUGUGCCUAGGCCACGUGCACCUGUUGUUCCUCCGGGCUUGGGACAACCUCCGGUUCCAAUUGGUUUGCCAGGCCCUCCCCAGCUGCCUCUGAUUCUUCCACCAAGGCUUCCAAUUCCAGGCAUUCCUGUGCCAUUGCCUCCAGGUUUACCAAUGCCAGGACCACCAAUCAGACCUCCUCCUGUACCUCGACCGCCUGUUGGACCUGGUGGGCGCCCAUUGACUCAGAAAGAAUAUCAGGAUUACCAACAAAAAAUAAGUGAUCGAGAGGAUCCUCUGGCAGCCUUUGAAAGAGAAUUGGCAGAGAAAGAGCGUAGAGACCGAGAGAAAAAAGCUGAAGCUGAGGCACAUGCAAGGUCAAGCUCCAGCAGUAGCAACAGUUCUAGUGCUGGAUCAUAUUCAACUACCAGUUCAAGUUCCAGGUCAAGAUCAAGAUCAAAGGGAAGAUCAAGAUCGAAGGGUAGGUCACGUUCAAAGGGUAGGUCGCACUCAAAGGGUAGAUCACAUUCUAAAGGAAGGUCACAUUCAAAGGGUCGUUCAAAGUCACCUGUGAAGCGGAAACGAUCUCGUUCUGUUUCUCGCACAAGAAACAGACCUCGAUCAAGAACUCCUGUUAGAUAUAGAUCUCAGAGGCCACGAUCAAGGUCACCUCAAUUUAGAAGAUCGCGAACUAGAUCACCUAGAAGACAUCGAUCUCCUGUCCAUUCAAGACAUUAUUCUCAGAAAAGGCACCGUUCAAGAUCGCCAUAUGGUCCAUAUCAUCGAUCUCCACCACCAGAUUAUCGUUAUGAACCUCGUUAUGAUAGAGGGCCUCCACCACCUUUUGAUUCUCGGUAUCCUCCUUAUGAUCAGUACUACGAGCAUGACCGCUAUGACCGACCACCACUGCCCCCUCCACACCCCCAAAUGUAUGAUGAUUAUUAUGGAGGACCACCUCCACCUUAUGGUCGCCAACCAUAUGAAGCAGAAUUUAUUCCACCACCUGGGCCAUUUGGACCGCCAUCAGAUUAUCCAAUGAUGCCUCCAUGGGAGGAUGAUUGGGAUCAUAGACCGCCCCAUGGUCCACCAAGAGAUCGACCAUAUAGGCCAUCACCAGGUCAUGGACCACCUCCAGGUCACCUCUCUCCAGGGUAUGGUGAACAAGGACGAGGACAACGAUCGCAUAGCCCAAGGGCAAGGCGAUCAUAUGGUAAAGAAUUAGCUGAUUAUAGAUCAGGACCAGAUGGGUCUGACAGAAGGAAAGAAAGAUACAAAAAUGAAGAAAGAAGUAGAAAGGAUCCAAAGGAAAGAAGAGAACAUGGUGACAGACGAGACCAUGGUGACAGACGAGAACAUGGUGACAGACGAGAACAUGGUGACAGACGAGAACAUGGUGAUAGACGAGAACCAAGUGAUAGGCGUGAACCAAGUGGUAGACGUGAAAACAGUGAAAGAGAACAAAGAAGUAGGGACAGUGAUAGUCAUAGACCUAAAAGCCAAGAUGUGGAUGAAAAUAAGGAGAGGAAACCAGCUGAACAACAAACCAAGCAUGAAGAUGGAAAUGAUAGGGAAGGGAAAAAUGAAAAGAGAAAAGAAGCAGAAAAUAAUAGUAUGGAGGUCAAGACGGAUAUUAGCGAGGAUGCAAUAAAGAAGAAGUCAGAGGAAGAAGAAAAACUUAAGAAGAAGAGAAAGAAGGAAGCAAAGAAAAGGAAAAAGUCUGAAGGAGAAAAUGGUGGAGAAGGUGGAGAUGGAAAAGAAACAAAAAAGAAAAAGAAGAAAAAGGUUCAUGAGAAGAAGGAAAAGAAGAAAAAAAGAAAACAUUCCAAACAAGGAGAGACUAAUGAGGAAGCAGUUCCUGUAGUUUCAGAGGAACCAGAAGCUAAAGUUCCAAAGCUAGAAGAAGUUGUUACCAAAGAAAUUCAAGACAAGAACAUUCAAGGACUCAAGUCUGCAGUCAGUGUUGUGGAUUACUCUAGUACAAGCCCUCCAGGCUACAGUCCCAAGAAAAAGGCCAUGUCUAGUAAAGUCACCAAAAUGGUACCAGCUCAAGAUGAAAGACGUGUAGUCACAACUAAUGUGGUCACCCAAGAAAUUCAGGUGGUGAAGAACGUCAUUGAGAAAGAACCAGAACAACAAAGUCAUGUAAUUGAAGAUACACCUCGUGAAGACUUAAUCACCAUCUCAGUGCCUGUAUCGAAAUGGGAUCGGGAUGAAUUUGAAUCUAGCGAUGAAGGAUCUUCACCAAAAACCUCACUAAAUGUGAUUGAGCCUGACAUGGAGGAGGUUGCUUUUGAGCCUGAUUAUGAUGAAACCAUAGAAGUUCAUGACAAAGAAUUAAAAGAUAAAGACAAGAAAGACUCUAAAGAAAAAGAUGGAAAGCCUAAGAGUAAAGAAAUACCUAGAGUUGAAAAGACUGAUAGCAUUGUUUCAGAUGAAAAGAAAGAGACAGAAAAGAGGAAACGAAAUGAUAACAUUGAUGAAAAAAAAGUUAAAUCAAUUGCUAAGCAAGAAAAAGAAUUAAAGAAUAAUAGUGCAGGUGAGGGGAAAGGGAAGGGACGUGAUGGAAAUAAUAAAGAAAGAAGUAUUAUAGAGAGAAAACAGGAUCCCCCUACAAACAAAGGUAAACUGAGAAUACAUGAUCGACUUGGAAAAAUCCCAGAUAGGCAACAAAUAAAGAAAGAAAGAAGCCCUAUAGAAUUGAAAAGAGAAAAACCAGAGCAGAGAAAACCACGUAGACACAUAGAGGAAAGAAACCCAACUGUUAAGCAUGAACGGGAUGGGCCUACCAAUAAAUUCCAGUCAGAACCAGUUGUGCACAGAGAAAAAAAUGAUCAUCAACAACGAAUAAAAUCAAAAGAACGGAAAAAAGAGGAGAGAGAAAGGAAGAAAAGUUUAAGCAGUUCUGCAGAUAGUAGUCCCUCAGAAGAUAGCGAGAGUGCAAGUGAUACCGACAGCAGUCAGUCUAGCGGAAGUGAAACUAGAACAAAGAAACACAAGAAACAUAAAAAGCAUAAAAAACACAAAAAUAAACACAAGAAAAAGGUUCGUAAAAAUGAGGAAGAAAUUAGAACGAAGAACAAGAAACACAAGAAGAAAAAAAAGAAACAUUAAUUCUUGAUACUAUCCUUACAAAUAAUUGUUUUUUAACUUUUUUAAUGUUAAUUUGAAGUCAGGUUAAAUUUAAAAUGGCAUCAUAAGAUGAUGACUUACUGUAAUUUUGUGCUCUUGUGUUACUCUUCACUGCCUGCACAAAUUAUAAUUAAAAAAAACUUCCCAUUAUGUACGAAAUGGCAUUGGUGGGGGGGGGGGGCUGUCUAGAUGCUUCAUUAGCAGUUA
Messenger RNA from Anneissia japonica, 5944 nucleotides. Its product is annotated as E3 ubiquitin-protein ligase RBBP6-like. The record is from RefSeq and is a predicted model, not a curated record. The transcript is spliced from 13 exons. Gene Ontology annotation, cellular component: nucleus. Bases 650 to 5719 code for a protein of 1689 amino acids. Gene Ontology annotation, molecular function: nucleic acid binding; zinc ion binding; ubiquitin protein ligase activity. Gene Ontology annotation, biological process: ubiquitin-dependent protein catabolic process; mRNA processing; protein ubiquitination. Lineage: Eukaryota; Metazoa; Echinodermata; Crinoidea; Comatulida; Comatulidae.